Molecule: messenger RNA, 1328 nt
Organism: Strigops habroptila (Kakapo)
Lineage: Eukaryota; Metazoa; Chordata; Aves; Psittaciformes; Psittacidae
Gene: RBPMS2
Product: RNA binding protein, mRNA processing factor 2
Exons: 8
Coding region: 285-887 (200 amino acids)
Biological process (GO): negative regulation of smooth muscle cell differentiation
Molecular function (GO): mRNA binding; protein homodimerization activity
Source: RefSeq, a predicted model, not a curated record
GGGUCCCGGCCCCGCUGCUCGGUGCGCGGCGGCGGCGGCACCGGGAGAGGCGGCGGGGGCUGGGGCGCGUCGGCCCCGCAGCUGCGGCUCGUUGCGCUCCGCUCGGCCCCGCUACCCCCGACCGGGCCCUUAACAGCGGCGCGGUCCCGGGACGCCGCAUGUGAGCCGGGAGGGCAGCACCGCCUCGCACCGCCCCUGCGCACCGGCCCCGCACCGGCCCCCGGAGCUCCGGAGCAGCCGGUACCACCCCCACCCCUUUCGCCUCCUUACCCCGGCACCUCACCAUGAGCAACCUCAACAAGGACACCGAGCACACCAACGGCAGCGGCAACGUCGAAGAGGAGGUACGGACACUGUUUGUCAGUGGCCUUCCUGUGGAUAUCAAGCCCAGAGAGCUCUACCUACUCUUCCGACCAUUCAAGGGUUAUGAAGGGUCACUGAUCAAGCUAACUUCAAAGCAGCCAGUUGGUUUUGUGACCUUUGACAGCCGGGCUGGUGCUGAAGCAGCAAAGAACGCCUUGAAUGGCAUCCGCUUCGACCCAGAGAACCCCCAGACCUUGCGGUUAGAGUUUGCAAAAGCCAACACAAAGAUGGCCAAGAGCAAGCUGAUGGCCACGCCAAACCCAACCAACAUCCACCCUGCCUUGGGCGCACACUUCAUUGCACGGGACCCUUAUGACCUGACUGGAGCAGCUCUUAUUCCAGCGUCGCCAGAGGCAUGGGCUCCGUACCCACUGUACACCACGGAGCUGACCCCUGCCAUCCCCCACGCUGCCUUCACCUACCCAGCGGCCGCCGCCGCGGCUGCUGCUCUUCACGCUCAGAUGCGCUGGUAUCCUCCCUCUGAAGCUACCCAGCAAGGAUGGAAGUCUCGUCAGUUUUGUUAGUUUGUUACGUCUCUCCUCGGCUUGUGUUCCUCUUCCCUGCCUCUCUGGAGGGAUGUGCCAGGGACGAUCGCUCAGACUCCUCUCGGUUUGGUUUGGUGACAAGGCACCCGGCCCCGGCGUGCUUGCUGGGGGCUGCCAGCGUCCCCCAUCUCCAGACUGUGAAGCCACCGUGGGCCAUGCGCCGCCUCCAUCCAUCCAUCCAUCCAUCCAUCCAUCCCUCCCUCCCUCCCUCCCUCCCUUUCUCCCUUUCUCUCUCCCCAGGACAUUCUCCCUGGCUGAGCUUCGCCGUGGGGCUGUGCUGAAGCCCAGCUGGGGGGUCUCGGUCCUGGGCUUCCCCGGGCUCGCCCUGCCCCAGCGGCUCAGCUGAAGGGAACGAAAGGCAAUGAGUUUUGCAUGUUUUCUGGCAUGAAUUAAAACACUUAACUUGUGUAUGUGUGAGUG